Osmerus eperlanus (European smelt) is the source of this 3921-nucleotide messenger RNA. RefSeq names its product discoidin domain receptor family, member 2, like (gene ddr2l). The coding region runs from base 264 to 2171 and encodes 635 amino acids. Gene Ontology annotation, cellular component: signaling receptor complex; plasma membrane. Gene Ontology annotation, molecular function: collagen binding; protein tyrosine kinase collagen receptor activity. The record is from RefSeq and is a predicted model, not a curated record. The transcript has 16 exons. Lineage: Eukaryota; Metazoa; Chordata; Actinopteri; Osmeriformes; Osmeridae. Gene Ontology annotation, biological process: positive regulation of phosphatidylinositol 3-kinase/protein kinase B signal transduction; cell surface receptor protein tyrosine kinase signaling pathway; protein phosphorylation.
UUCUCCAACCCCUCUACCGACCGGAAGCGGGAUGUGAUGUAAAAAAAAUACAUUGAAAGUUUUUUCCUUGAGUGUGCAGUUACUCCGAUGCAUUGUGAUAGACCGAGAAACUGUUCUUUUUACGAUAAUGAUCCGGGAAUUUUGAUCGAUCUGUUUCUUCGAAGACAUCUCAGACGGACAUAAGCUGUUGUCGAGAACUCGAUAAGGACAGAAACCAGAGAUGUAGCGAGGGCCUGCCUGUCUCCAGUCAUCCACCUCCCAUCAUGCUCUUCUUUCUCCUGCUGGCUCUGCCAACUCCAGCCCAUGGACAGAUUGACCCAGCUCACUGCCGCUACCCCCUUGGCAUGGAGGACGGCAGGAUCACAGACAAUGACAUCACUGCCUCCAGGCAAUGGCAUGAGACCACUGGACCACAGUAUGCCAGACUGAACCGUGAGGACGGGAACGGGGCGUGGUGCCCGGCAGACCUCCUCCAGCCCUCCGACACCCACUACCUGCAGGUGGACCUGGGUAGGCUCACCUUCCUGACGGUAGUGGCCACCCAGGGCCGCUACGCACGCCGAACGGGCGAAGAGUUCGCCCGCUGGUACCGUCUCAACUACAGCAGGGACGGACUGAUCUGGCACUCCUGGAGGAAUCGCCUGGGCAACAGGGUGGUGGAGGCCAAUGCCAACACGUACGCCUCGGUCAUCAAAGACCUCCACCCUCCCAUCAUCACCCGCUUCCUACGCCUGGUGCCCUUCACCAAGGUGCCAACAACCGUCUGCAUGAGGGUGGAGCUGUACGGCUGCCCCUGGCAUGAUGGUUUGGUGGCCUACUCUUCUCCUGAGGGGCAGCUGAUGAUGCCUCCUGGAUACCCCAUCGCCAGCCUCAACGACUCCACCUACGACGGGAGACUGUUGGGGGGGCUGGGCCAGCUUACGGACGGUCUGAUUGGCCAGGAUGACUUCCUGGUGACGCGUCAGUACCAUGUGUGGCCGGGCUAUGACUACGUGGGCUGGAGGAACAGGACCCUGGGAGGCGGCUACGUGGAGAUGGAGUUUGUUUUCGACAGACAAAGAAACUUCACCUCCAUGAAGGUGCACAGCAACAACAUGUUCUCCCGCGGGGUCAAGAUCUUCUCCUCCGUCACCUGCCACUUCAAGCCCCGCCUCAUCGCCGGCUGGGAGGCCGAGCCUGUGGAGUUCCGGACCGUUCUGGACGAUCGUAACCCCAGCGCCCGCUACGUGACGGUUCCCCUGGAGCGCCGCACCGCCAAGGCCCUCCGUUGCCGCUUCGCCUUCGCCGACGCCUGGAUGAUGUUCAGCGAGAUCACCUUCCUGUCCGCAGACACCACAGGCCCCACCCACAUGCCCCCAUUGGUCACCUCCCUCUGGAAUGGCGAGGACAGCUCCGCCUCCUCCACUACCCACACCACUGAGACCAGCCCGUCUGGGAAGGAGCAGGCUGAGGACGGGAACACGGCUGUCCUGAUUGGCUGUCUGGUGACCAUCAUCCUGCUGCUGGUGGUCAUCAUCUUCCUCAUCCUCUGGUGCCAGUACGUGUGCAAGGUUCUGGAGAAGGCGCCCAGACGUAUCCUGGAGGAGGAGGUGACAGUGCGCCUGUCCUCCAGCAGUGACACCAUCAUCCUGCAGACCCCCCCGGUGCCCCCCCGGGCCCCCCAGGUGGACCCCCCCUAUGAGAGGGUGUUCCUGCUGGACCCCCAGUACCAGGACCCUGCCGCCCUCAGAAACAAGCUGCCUGAACUGUCCCAGAGCGCUGAGACCUCAGCCCUCCUCCUCAGUAACCCUCUCUAUGACCUUCUCCUGACCUCCAGUCACAUGACCCCAGGCCCAGAGCGUGCGGUGCUGCCCAUCCGCUGGAUGGCCUGGGAGAGUAUCCUGCUGGGGAAGUUCACCACGGCCAGCGAUGUGUGGGCAUUCGGGGUGACGCUGUGGGAGAUCUUCACCCUGUGCAAGGAGCAGCCUUACAGUCUGCUGUCUGAUGAGCAGGUCAUCGAAAACACUGGCGAGUUCUUCAGGAACCAGGGCCGGCAGAUCUUUCUCUCAGCUCCUCCCCUCUGCCCUCCCUCCUUGUUCGAGUUGAUGAUGCGAUGCUGGGGGCGGGACAUCACAGACCGACCCACCUUCGAGGGGCUCUACCAAGCUCUGCGACCUCACGCCCACCCCUGACCUUUAACCCCUGGCACAUAUCACAGGGUCCCUCCCUCGAACCCCUGGACGGAGCGGACAGAUGGACGGACGCAGCCAAUGAUUGGUCGCUGUCAGAAGAGGGCGGGAGUUGAGACCAGCCUGGCGAACGUAGAGUAAUUUGUGUCUUUCUUCCGGAAAAAAAAACCCCCGCUACUCUCGCACUCCUUGGUGACACUUUAUUAACCCAUAAACUGUAGAGAGAAGGUUCACCUGUAUGUCUCUUCAUCCUCUUGUGUCUUGUACAUGGACAUCCUGUCAGACUUUGGGUUUUUUCUCCUUUAUUAUCAUUUUAGUUUUCUCGCGGUACCAAAAAAAACUGUGUGUUCCUUGUUUCUUUUAUGCUAGGCGGUUGGAAUAUUUCGAAAACAAACAAACUGGACAAAGACUUGUUGCCUUUUUUGGUCCUGUGGUUUUAUUAUGUUAAGCACUGUUGUCUUCUGUGUUCCAGCAUGUAUCCAUGUUAGCAUUAUGACUCCAUACUGGAGUAAGGACAGCAUGAUGUCUUCUGUGUGUAUGAUGAUAGUUGUUGAUGAUAGUUGUUGUCAUUGUUUUUGUUCUGGUCUGAGUCUGAAUGUUGUACAGGUUGGUCCCCUGACCUCUGACCUUUUGACCCCUGGCGGUCAGAUGUGAGUGGAGGCCUUAGGGCUAUAGCGGAACUACUGUCGUAGCUAGAAUAGGGCCCGCGGGGGCCACAGAGCCACUAUGGACUGAAGAGGAGGAGGAGGAUGAAGAGGAGGAUGAAGAGGAGGAUGAAGAGUGACUGAAAGCACUGUUCCUCAGUACCACAAGCUGUGCAGCCUUCUCACACAGGAAGCACAGUAGUUAGUAGAUGUUAGCCGGACUGCCUUCAGACACACGCUGCUGUCAGAGCAAGCGACAAGACUUGUCUGACAGGAAACUGACUGAAGCGUGACCUUGAGAGAUCCUGUCUGACCUCCUCUGGGUUAGCACAUGUCCUUAUAGCGUUAGAAUGGACUGAUCCCCUUUUGGACCACCGUGUAAACAGUGUAAACGUGUAUGUCGUUUGCUGAGAACGAAACAAGUGUCCCAACAUUUCGAUUCUUAUUAAUGUUGUUGUUUUAUGUUCUUAUUAGCAUCUUAAACAUUGUAUGUUCAUCUGUACUGUAUAUCAUGCUUUAGUUAAAUUGUGUGUGUUUGCUUGUAUGAAAGAGAGAGAGACAGGGCAGUGUGUUAGACAUUCCAUGGAGCACUUGGAUGUACCUGGGACUGACAGGAUUCACCAGGGAGAGAGUGGAGGGGGUGGGAGGGGUAAAGAUGCCACUAUACUCAAUCUCCCAGAGGCCUUUGUUUUGUUUUGCUUUUUUACAUCCCUUGUCACAGAACGAAGAGAAAGAGAGAGUUGGAAUGUGAGUUUGUGUGUGUGUACGUGUACUCUGUGCUCCGAGAACAUGCUUGCUCGGUUGUGCGUGAGUACGUGCUGGGCCGUGUGUGAAUGCAGAAUGCGAGGUGAUAAUGUGUUAUCGAUUAGGCAUUGACUAAGUUUCAGGUUUGGUAGGGUUCAUCAAUCUGUCGGUCACUCCAUCCACCUGCAACCAGCUGAAACAAACAGUAGCUACCCAUGGCAGGCGUGUACAUAGCAUAGGCAGAGUAGAUUUGUAUAGUAAUAUAUUGGGAGCUGGAGAUCGCCAUUCCAGCCCCAUGAUAUUGACCCUCUGUAUCUUCCAAUCCUCUUUGUUAUCUCAUAAUAAAACUCCAACUUGACACACAA